This is a messenger RNA of Drosophila novamexicana, 5515 nucleotides long. RefSeq lists its product as uncharacterized. Gene Ontology annotation, molecular function: protein kinase activity; ATP binding; guanylate cyclase activity. Lineage: Eukaryota; Metazoa; Arthropoda; Insecta; Diptera; Drosophilidae. The coding region runs from base 1 to 4878 and encodes 1625 amino acids. Gene Ontology annotation, biological process: cGMP biosynthetic process; receptor guanylyl cyclase signaling pathway; protein phosphorylation. The record is from RefSeq and is a predicted model, not a curated record. The transcript is spliced from 14 exons.
AUGAAGUUAACAAUUUGUCAAAUUGCUAAAUUAUUUCUGCUGUUGACAGCCUUCUUCUUUCUUAAUUCCCACAACGCCUCAUCCACCUUCACCGCCUUGAACCUCACCUCUGGCCACUUCAACAGCCAACUGGAACAAGAACAAGAACAACAACGUAAUGCGCUCGAACUUGAUCGUCAGGCACGUCAAAAGCAAAUGUCCGGCAUACAUAAGCAACAGGGGCAACAGGGGCAACAGGGGCAACAACGUCAACGCCGCGGAAAACAACAACAACAGCAACAAGCAACCACUGCAGCUUUAGCGGCUCAGCGUGUCGCAGUUUUAAUACCUUCAUCAUUCGACGUUGAUAUGAUGCAAGUGCAACAGGGCUUUCAGCAUUUCGUUGAGUUUUUUCAAGUGCAUUUAUCUGAUGCCAACGUCGAUUUUCUACGUGAUGUCGAUUUAAGUGGCUUCAUUAAAUUACUCGAGCUACCCAAAUACACGAGCAUUGUAAAGACUUUAAAUGCGGGCAUUAAUGUAGACACCGACGUGGACCUUGAUGAUGGUGGAGUUGACCCAACAAAGCAGUCGCGUCAGCAGCGAGCCCAAACGAAACAGUUGUCAGCAGACUCUUUAUCAGCAUCUACACCGGAGAGCCAACAGAGGAAACAUCAAAAACAACAGCGCAAGGACGAGCCGCAGGAGAAACACUCAACUACCCGCAGCUUGACCCACUGUCAUCAGCUGGCCGACCAACUUGCUCACGAUUACAACAAGAGCGUCGUUUUCUGGCCAUGCCCGCGGAUGAAAAUCUCGAGCAAUUUUCUGCCAUCAUUUGAGGCAAUUGCCCUGGCCGUGCGGAGCAUUGCCAGCAAGUUGAAUUGGACGCAGGUUGACAUCUAUGUUGGCGACGACAAUUGGGGCCUACCGCUAGCCAUUGCGACCAACUUGCAUAUACCUUAUCGCAUUGAAAUCGGCGACACAAUACGUGACCUGCAUGAACAGGAAAAAGCGGGCAAAGCAAUUAUUAUUACGGCGCCUCUGAACGAUGAAAGCACCCUGCGUUGGCUUGCAACUGGCAAGUGGGCGGAGCAGGACCAGCACACAAAAGUAUUGCUCAUCGAUAUUGUGGCCAGCUCAUUGAAUGUCGAGCACCGACUCUACAAAUAUUUGGCACGCAUCAAUGCGGCCACUGGCAAUGGUAAUGGUAAUGGCAACAGCAAUGGCAAUGACAAUGGGAGCAGCAUACCGCAGUUGCCCGUGUCCGGGCUGGUGACCAGCAAUCUGUUGGUGCUGACGCUGCUAAGCGAUAAGCAUCGACACUUUCUGAAUGCGGCCGGGAUUGGCAUGGCCAUGGUGCACAAUUUUCGUACACCAGCGUCUGGCCAUGCGGUGAAUGGAGUGGAAACGCCAAUGGAGGCAUUGGCUCAUCAAAAUGCCAGCCUCAACAAGCUGCGACCCUUUAUGAAUCUGUUCUCACUUUACGAUCUGUUGCUGUCGCACAUUGCGGCUGGCAGUGCAACGGCGGCAACACCGAAAUACGAUUUUUUAGUUCUGGACAUUGUUGUUGAUGCUGCUCUUGCCACAUACAAAUGGCGGCCGUUGCUCAUACUGGAGGGCGGCAAGGGUGCAGGUCACGGUAGUUACAUAACGCACUCCAUUCAGCCCGGAUACGAUGAAUGGCUGUUGGUCAGCAGCGUUCAAAUGUGGCAUUGUGGCGCCAUCUGUUGGACAAUCGCAGCAAUAUGCAUGGGCUUACUGGUCAUCAUUGUGGUUGCCAGCGUGGCUGCUGGCGUAGCCGUGAGAAACUACUUUUUACGCAAAAGACUGUCGAAGGGACCCAACAAGAUUGUGCUCUCGGCCAGCGACUUUGUGUUUCCAGUGGACUCCCGUCGCGUGGACGAGGGCAUCGAGGCGAUGCUUUGCUGCUGGCUGCAACAGCUGCAGGAGUUUGGAGGUCCCGAGGUGGACAAGCCAGAUCUGCUCAAGGGGUCCAUUGGCUCGCUCAAGAAUUUGGGUUUUGUCAUACCCGGCGCAACAGCAGCCGGCAACAAUGGUGCCAUAACUGGAGCUGGGGGAAGCACCACAACGGCGACUAUCAAUGGCAAGAGUGGCUCCACGGCCACGGGCAGCCUGGCACGUCAUAAGCCGGCACAUCUGGACAUGCGGGCGCGCUACAAUGGCGAUCUGGUACAGCUCAAGGAGAUAAACUUGAAUGGAUCCACUGAGCUGCGCUCCAAGGCCAUGGAUCUGUUGGUGAUGGCGCACGGGCUGCGGCACGAGAAUAUAAAUCCACUAAUUGGCUGGCUUUCGGAUCCGAAUCGCACAGCCAUGGUUUUUGACUAUUGCUCACGCGGCUCACUGCAGGAUGUGCUUAUUAUGGAUGAGAUUAAGCUGGACUGGUCCUUCCGUCUUAGUCUGCUUACCGAUCUGGUGCGCGGCAUGCGCUACUUGCACGCCUCGCCGCUUCGCAUCCAUGGUGCAUUGACGUCCAGAAAUUGUGUCGUGGACGCCAGAUGGGUGCUCAAGGUAACCGACUAUGGUCUGAAUUCCUUUUACGAGUCGCAGGGCUUGUCGCCCCCACCACGCAGCACCAAGGAGCUACUAUGGACGGCCCCCGAGCUGCUGCGCAGCAUGAAAAUGCAGCAACAGCAGCAUCAUCAUCAUCAUAAUCAACACGGACGUGUGCAGCUGGGCACACAGCUGGGCGACGUCUAUUCCUUCGGCAUCAUUAUGCAGGAGGUGGUUGUACGUGGUGAGCCCUAUUGCAUGCUCUCACUCUCGCCGGACGACAUUAUAGCCAAAAUCAAAAAGCCACCGCCACUGAUAAGGCCCUCAGUGUCCAAAGGGGCUGCCCCACCAGAGGCCAUCAACAUAAUGCGACAGUGUUGGGCCGAACAGCCCGAAAUGCGACCUGAUUUCAAUUCCGUUUACGAGCGCUUUAAGAUGCUCAAUCACGGACGUAAAGUCAACUUUGUGGACACAAUGUUCCAAAUGCUUGAGAAGUAUUCAAACAAUCUGGAGGAGCUAAUACGGGAGCGCACCGAGCAAUUGGACAUUGAAAGAAAGAAGACUGAGCAGCUGCUAAUUCGCAUGUUACCAAGCUCUGUUGCUGAAAAACUUAAAAUGGGCCUGGCCGUCGAUCCUGAGGAAUUCUCUGAUGUCACCAUAUACUUUAGCGACAUUGUUGGUUUUACAACAAUCGCCGCCCACUGCAGUCCCGUGCAGGUGGUGGAUCUGCUCAACGACCUCUACACAAUAUUUGACGCAACAAUCAAUGCUUAUAAUGUCUACAAGGUGGAGACCAUCGGAGAUGCCUAUAUGGUGGUCAGCGGGCUGCCAGUGAAGAUACCCGAUCAUGCCGAGCAGAUAGCCACCAUGGCGCUCGAUCUGCUGCAUCAAAGCGGACGCUUCAAUGUCAAGCAUCUGCCGGGCGUGCCGCUCCAGCUACGUAUUGGUCUGCACACGGGUCCCUGCUGUGCCGGCGUUGUGGGUCUAACAAUGCCGCGCUAUUGCCUGUUUGGUGACACGGUCAAUACGGCCUCCAGAAUGGAAUCUACGGGUUCCUCCUGGCGCAUUCACAUGUCGCAAGAGACUCGCGAUCGCCUGGAGGCUCGUGGUGGGUAUUCCAUAGAGCCACGCGGGCUCAUCGAUAUCAAAGGCAAAGGAAUGAUGAACACGUUUUGGCUGCUGGGCAGAAAGGGAUUUGACAAGCCGCUCCCUGUGCCACCACCCAUCGGGGAGUCGCAUGGAUUGGACGAAUCCCUAAUACGCAACUCGAUUACACUGAAGGCGCAGGCGAACAAAUCGCGCACCAGCACGAAUCCCUCGUCAUCGCAGAGCUCUUCGCUGGCUGGUGAAUCGGUGGAGGUCAAAGUGGAGAUAACACCGCCCGCUAACACGGACAUGUGCUCAAGCCAUCUGCCCAAUUCGUAUUCGCUGGACUCGAAUUCCCCCAACACGAUUAGCCCAAAUCCGACGCUGUGCCCCGAGUUUCCCAGCAAAACGCCAAGCAGCACAAGUCCACAGUCGCGCAAGCUGUCUGAACUAACGCCGGAUAGUCUGUUGAAUCCGAACAGCUUUAAUCGCUUGCCCAGCUCUACGGGCGGGUCUAGCUCCCGGCUGUAUAAGAAGAUUGAGGAAAUGAUGGAUCUCAGCUCACCGUAUAAUCACUAUAAAUGUCUCAGUCCCAGCGAGAGCAACUUAUCCCAAUUCUAUGAUGGCAAGUAUCUGUAUGGAAAUGCUGGCGGUGGCAGCGUCGCUGGAGCCACUGGAUCUGGUAGUGGGGGCUGCUCCAUUAGUGCCAGCGCCUCAAAGUUUGAUAGCAAGCCCGGCUCUAGUCGCCUGCUGCGCCGUCAGUUCAGUCUGGACCGUGACGACCAGCAGGCCAAGGUGGAGCACCAGCACCAGCUGUCGCUGCAGGCAAACAACUACGCAGCCCUGAUGUUUGCCAGUAAGAACUCUAUGCUGGAAAUACCGAUGCUGCAUGACACAUCGCGCAGUCCGAAGGGCACAUUGACGCGGGCGCACAAGCAGAACUCUAGCUCCAUUGCGCAGGAUCUGGAGAAGAUUGAGGAAAUACCGUUGUCGCCGGCCUCCUCGCAACACCACAGCAGUCUGGAUAGCAACCUAAAUCGUAGUCCGCCCUCCACCCUGGAGGCCCAAUCGCCGCCGAUGCUACCCAUGCCCGCUCCGGCCACCCAGCUGAGUCCACCUUUGCUCUCGGCGCCCACCUCGCCGGCACCUUCGCGCACUCUGAAUGGCCUGGAUGCGCACAGCCGUAGCAGCAAGAACAAUAACAACAACAGCAGCAGCAGCGGCAGCCCCAAUGCGCCACAGGAAACCGCCAGGCCCGGCCCUGAGGUAGUUCUCAACGUGGAGCAGCUGCUGGGCAGAUAGGACACAGUUUAGGCCUCUGCGCCAAGUAACUCGUAAAGCUUUAGGUCUGAGGCCAUCUUAAUGUGAGUGUCCGACAAUUUGAGUGUUGUGAUGUGCAAAGUAUAGUACCUCGAUGCAAGCAAACUUGGUUCCAGCUGCAAAAUGAAAGUACAAUUUAGUUCAAGAUCAGUAUUGUCCGUCGAUCGAUAUACUCGAUGCGGGUAUUCAAACUGACUUGGAUCGAUAUGGCAUUGUAACCAAUUAAAUUUCCUUAUUAGCUUUAUUUUCUUAUGAUUCGCCCCAUGGAAAACUGACGCAAGAAAUUAGAAAGUAGCCUUAUAUUUGAUUUAAUCUAAAUUGAUAUUACGAACAUAUAAUUCCCAUAAUUCGUAUUUAGCAUAAAUGUUAGAAUACCGUAGACACAAUUGUCAUUAAAAAUAUUUAAAUUCUAGACAUUAAUCGGUUACGAAUCCACCCUAUUUGUAUCUGGUUAGUAAGUACAAAGAUUCGGUUCGGUAACCAUCUUGAGUAUUAAUCAAUUUUGUGUAAGUCUAAUCAAAGCUAUAAUUAACUAUAUGGUAUAAUCAACUACAUGCAAUUUCUGAACUGAACAAAAACUAUAUCUGAUCAAAAUGUCGGGCUGAUUCAUGCAUUCACU